Medicago truncatula (barrel medic) is the source of this 1152-nucleotide messenger RNA. RefSeq names its product putative disease resistance RPP13-like protein 1. NCBI's taxonomy places the organism in Eukaryota, Viridiplantae, Streptophyta, Magnoliopsida, Fabales, Fabaceae. The record is from RefSeq and is a predicted model, not a curated record. The coding region runs from base 1 to 1152 and encodes 383 amino acids. The transcript has a single exon.
AUGGGAAAGCUAAAUAAUCUUCAGACCUUGUCAUAUUUUAUUGUGGAAGCCCAUAAUGAAUCUGAUCUCAAAGAUUUGGCAAAACUCAACCAUCUUCAUGGAACAAUUCAUAUUAAAGGCUUGGGUAAUGUCAGUGAUACUGCAGAUGCUGCCCCAUUAAAUUUGAAAGAUAUAGAAGAAUUGCAUACUGAGUUCAAUGGCGGAAGAGAAGAAAUGGCUGAAAGCAACCUGUUAGUCUUGGAGGCUAUACAACCAAAUAGCAACUUGAAGAAGCUCAACAUCACACACUACAAAGGUAGUAGAUUUCCAAAUUGGCUAAGGGGUAGUCAUUUACCCAACUUAGUAUCUCUUCAACUGAAUGGUUGUGGGUUAUGUUCCUGUUUGCCACCCCUUGGACAACUCCCUUCUCUUAAGAAACUUUCCGUUUAUGAUUGUGAAGGAAUAAAGAUCAUUGAUGAAGAUUUUUAUGACAAUAAUUCAACAAUUGUUCCAUUCAAGUCCCUUCAAUUUUCGAUAUUUGAGAAUAUGGUGAACUGGGAGAAAUGGAUAUGUCUAAGGUUUCCUUUGCUUAAAGAGCUUUCUAUAAGAAAUUGUCCUAAAUUGAAAAGCACCUUGCCUCAACAGCUUCCUUCUUUACAAAAAUUGUGCAUAAAUAAUUGCAACAAGUUGGAGGAAUGGUUAUGCCUUGGAGAGUUUCCUUUGCUUAAAGAGAUUUCUAUAACAAGUUGUCCCGAAUUGAAAAGGGCUCUGCCUCAACACCUUCCUUCUUUACAAAAACUGGAGAUUAUUGAUUGCAGCAAGAUGGAGGCAACAAUUCCCAAGUGUGAUAAUAUGAUAGAGUUAGAUAUACAGACAUGUGAUAGAAUUUUGGUAAAUGAAUUUCCGACGAGUUUGAAAAGGUUAUUCCUUUGUGAUAAUCAGUACACCGAGUUAUCCAUGCAGCAAAAUGUAAUAAAUUUUCCCUUUCUUGAAGAGUUGGGGUUGGAUUGGAGUGGCUCUGUGAAAUGUCCUUCUUUGGAUUUACGUUGCUAUAAUUCUCUUUGGAGACUAUCAAUAAAAGGAUGGCACUCCUCCUCCUUGCCUUUGGAACUACACUUGUUCAUGAUAGGAACCCAAAUUAAGAGAAACAAAAGAAAUAGUAUUAUAGAUUGA